Molecule: messenger RNA, 906 nt
Organism: Medioppia subpectinata
Lineage: Eukaryota; Metazoa; Arthropoda; Arachnida; Sarcoptiformes; Oppiidae
Source: the annotation of a GenBank genome assembly
AUGAGAUGUACGAGCGACGAGUCGUGUGAGCCUUCGGGACAUUGUCUGUCGAGCGGAGAGUCUUCGGACAACGGGGCCGACGACUCACCCGAAUUGUUGACGGGUGUCAUGAAUUCGGGCCCAAUGGUCACAUCGGGUGCCACUACUUAUGCACAGUUGGAAAAUGCAUUACCACUUAAUUACUUGAAUGAAGUCAAUCUAAUCAACAAUAAGAUCACAAAUCGUCAAUUGAUAUCUCAAUUGACUAAUAGUAACGCGCUAUCGAACACAUCCCAGUCGACAGUGCCGUCCAUAUCAUCUCUGGUGACGACCUCAUCGGCGCUACAGUUGAUGCCAAACACAGCGACAAUCAGUAGUUCAGCAAAAUUGGGAACAAUUGGAACCAAUGCUAAAACCAAUCAAACAAUACAUAUGAGUCACGCGUCCGCUCAACAGUUGUUAAGCGCCGGAAAUAUACUAUUGUGUGCCAACGGAAACCAAAUAACAAUACCCACUGCCCAGUCCUCAUCCAACGCACCCACACUUAUGUAUAAUCCAACGCAAGGACUGGUUUACGCUACGGCCGGCGUCGCAACUUCUGCGGCCAAUCAUAGCACCGGCACUGAAAUACUCAUCAAUAAUAACACAUUUUCACACUUACAACAAUCACAACAACAACAACAGUCAAAGACCAGUAAUCAGACAUCGGGUGCCAAACGAGGAGAUGGAGCUAAAAAGCAACGAAUGAAAUAAUUGCAACUAAUCUUAAUUUUGCAUAAAAAGCAUAAAAAUUGAUUUUUAUAUACAAAUUAUAGUAAUUUUAAAAAGAGAUGAGAAAAUAGUUUUAAUUUUUAAAUUAUAAUAAUCUAUUUUAUGCAUUAAAUCCGGAAUAUAUAUUAAUAUAAUAUUUCUUUAUAAUAAGUGCCC